AACAGCUGUAAAUUUUACUGCUUUAAAGUUAUAGGUGCAUGUUUUUGAUUCUUGUUUAUUUAUUUAAGUCAUUUAAAAACAAACUUAUCUGUGCUCUUCACUUUUGGUGCGUUGCCUAAAAAUGGAUAACAACCCUUUCCUUGCCCUUUGGCAACUUUACGGUUUUAGCAUCAACAUCAACUUUGCAACAUUGUGUAUAUAUUUAGGUGCCUAAUGCAAAUUAAAAGAGAAAUGAGGUCAGAACUAAAUUUAACCAUUUCCAUUACAUAAUUGGUUAGAUUUCCCGUAAAAAAAUGAGCAAAAACUACCAUGGGGCACCGUAUGGCCCACCCCCGGCCGCUCCACCAAGCUACUCGCAAUCUGUCGGUGGAGUACCGCCAACAAGUCCGUUUAUACCGCAACAUGCAUUUGUACAUAGGGGUCCGGAGAUAUUGACCACGAUUGUUCCAUUGGGGCCGGAACCGACCCAUAUGAUAUGCCUUCAUUGCCAUGCUGAAAUUGAUUCGUCCACGAGAUCGGAACCGGGAAUGCUCGCUUACAUUCUUGGAGCACUCAUGUGUCUAGUGUGCCCUUGCGGAUGCUGUUUCAUUCCCUGUUGCAUUAGUAAGUGCAUGGACGUUCAUCAUUAUUGUCCAAAUUGUAAAGCAUAUCUGGGCCGAUACAAGCGAUAAUUAUUUUUGUAUUGGAAAUAGCCGAAUGACGAUAAGAUAACGAUUUUUCUUUUUAAAUUACUAAUACUCAGUGACGGUAUCUAGCAGAAGUUGGGGGUUGGCAUCUCAUUCCUUGCUCUAUUAAUCUUAAUGAUCAGCAAAGAAAGAUCUAUCAUUUGGUGUGGUAGGGUUUAUAUUCAAAUUUAAAGAGUGUACAUAAAUUAACGUUGGCAUAUCUGAUGUAAAAAAAUUAGGUCCUUAUAUAGCUCCUUGUGGAAUCCUAUAAGCAGCUUUGUGUUCUUUGAUUUUGUUAAGCCUCCCGUGCAUCACGUCUGUUAAUAUUUACUGUAGCUGUAAUAAAUAUUGUGCCGAUUUAAUAUGUGCCAUCCAUAAAUAAAUAUACUGGGACAUUCAAUAAUGGAUUCAUUCUGAAUAAAUUAAGUGCUACUGACACAGUUUUCUAUCAUUAUUUUUAUUGUUUAUACCAGUGCAAUUAAAGGAGACUGUGGUAUACUAAGUGUGUACUAAAAGCUUUGCUAGAAUCCAUUGGUGACUUGCCCUUUUAAUUGAAUUAAUGCUUCCGAUUAAAGAUGACUGUUAAAAAUAAGUAAUACACAUUGUAUAACUUGUGUAGAAAAAAAUUGAUAGCAUUUAUCAUGUACAUAACUAUUUCGAUGUAUUUACUGCAAAAUGUUUAUUUAUUAUGUUUAAUAUAAAGUUUAAUAUACAACAGAAA
This is a messenger RNA of Photinus pyralis (common eastern firefly), 1386 nucleotides long. Its product is annotated as LITAF domain-containing protein. Bases 294 to 671 code for a protein of 125 amino acids. Gene Ontology annotation, molecular function: zinc ion binding. The transcript is spliced from 3 exons. Lineage: Eukaryota; Metazoa; Arthropoda; Insecta; Coleoptera; Lampyridae. The record is from RefSeq and is a predicted model, not a curated record.